Molecule: messenger RNA, 935 nt
Organism: Condylura cristata (star-nosed mole)
Lineage: Eukaryota; Metazoa; Chordata; Mammalia; Eulipotyphla; Talpidae
Gene: SDF4
Product: stromal cell derived factor 4
Exons: 3
Coding region: 137-889 (250 amino acids)
Biological process (GO): calcium-ion regulated exocytosis
Cellular component (GO): endoplasmic reticulum
Molecular function (GO): calcium ion binding
Source: RefSeq, a predicted model, not a curated record
CACGCGCUACGCUGACCGAAGGGCGGUUCUUUGUCCCUCCUGGGGCCGCCGGCUGCUCCCCGGCCUGGGCAGCUGGCCCGCAGGCUGCUGGGCACGGCCGUGCCCAGGGUGCUGACCUUGGUACUGCCCGUACCUGAUGUCCCUCCCUUUGUCACCAGCUCCGGCCACACUUGCCGGCCACCCUGCCUCCAUGCCGGCGGCCAUGGCGUCCAGGCAGGCUGCCCGCUGCGGCCAGGCCGCUGGCUGCCUCUGCCUCGUGGGGGCCCUGCUCCUGAUGGGUGCUGCUGCCCGGCCGGCCAACCGCUCGACCGUGCGGGAGCGAGUGGGCAACAGGGAGAACGAGAUCCUGCCCCCCGACCACCUGAACGGGGUGAAGCUGGAGAUGGACGGGCAUCUCAACAAGGGCUUCCACCAGGAGGUCUUCCUGGGGAAGGACAUGGACGGCUUUGAGGAGGACGCGGAGCCGCGGAAGAGCAGGAGGAAGCUGAUGGUCAUCUUCUCCAAGGUGGACGUGAACACAGACCGGAGGAUCAGCGCCAAGGAGAUGCAGCGCUGGAUCAUGGCCAAGUCCGCCGAGCACUUCCAGGAGGCCGUGGAGGAGAACAAGGCGCACUUCCGCGCCGUGGACCCCGAUGGCGAUGGUGAGGCAGGCUCGUCCGGCCCAGAUGGCCAGGCCAGCAGACAGGGGGCGCUGACGCGGCCGCGGUUGCAGGAGUACAUGGACCCCAUGAACGAGUACAGCGCACUCAACGAGGCCAAGCAGAUGAUCGCCAUCGCCGACGAGAACCAGAACCAGCACCUGGAGCCCGAGGAGGUUCUCAAGUACAGCGAGUUCUUCACGGGCAGCAAGCUGGUGGACUACGCCCGCAAUGUGCACGAGGAGUUCUGAGGGCGGGCGGGGCCUCACCUGCCAAUACAGCUGCCUCUGCCCGCUG